UCACAAUGCCAUACAGCAAAACACACAGAGAGAGACACCAGAACCAGCUCUAACUACAGACUACAGAAUCUGAACAGACACCAAGAUGAAGAUGCCUCAGCUGCUCAUCCUCCUCCUGACCAUUUUGCUGCACGUGGCGUCCGGUUUCCCCACCGACAGGAGAGGACGGGACAAACACGCCUCCUGGGACGAUGUGAACGUUGUGGCCCACGGCCUCCUGCAGCUCGGCCAGGGUCUGAAGGAGCACGUGGACAAGACAAAAGCCCAGAUGAAAGAUGUCAGCGCCACACUGAAAGCCUUCAACAGCACAGUGGCUGAACUGGAGAGGAGGCAGCAGGAGCAAGAUGAAGCUCUGAGGGCCAAAGCCAAGGAGGUGGAGGAGAGGGAGAGGCUGGCAGCAGGGCUGGCUGAGGAGGUGAAGGUGAAGGUGGAGGAGGUGAAGAAGGAGACUCAGGACAUCCACUCCAGGAUGGACAGACUGGAAGAAGUGCUCACAGAGUCGACACUGGACAGCAACAGCAGCAAUCACACAGGAGUCCCAUUUAUCCAGCGGUUGGUGGCAGCUCAGAACAGACGCAUCGACCAGCUGGUGGAGAAAAUCCAGCAGCAACAAGACAAACUUGAGAAGCAGAGUCUGCACCUACAAGCGCUGCAGAGCAAGGUUGCACUUAAGAGAGUAAAAUCUCACAGACGGAGACAUGAGGGGACGGCACUGAGGGGCAAGGCCGAGCGGAUCUCCAAUCGAUCAGAUUUGGUUCAGCAGCUGCGGUGAGUCAAACCUCAACUGCAAAUAUCCCAGAAGGCUGAGUGAGCUCAGGAGGCAGAAGUCCAGGAGACAAGCGAUGUUUUGGACGACCACAGAAGGACAGAGGAACUCUCUGAAGAUCACGCUUCUGAAGAUCGCACCGGCAUCCAUAAAGCAAUAAUCCUGUCUCAAAAAGACUGAGCAGCAAAGUUACUCAAAACCAGAGACUGUUUUUAACUUAAAAACUGAACUACUAAAGCACUGGAAGCUGGACGAGUUUGACGUUAUUGAUCCUAAUGCACUGGAUGAUCAGAUGAUUCUAUGCUAUGCUAUAUGAUGACAACAUGUCAGUGUUCAGUCAUAUUGACAGGAGUAACUAUUCCCUUUAUAAGGGCUUUACUUAUUUUCUAAUGUAUUGUAAUUGUUUUAAUUACUUUGUACUUAAAGAAUGCACAGUUUCUUACUUCAAACAUUUAUACAUAUUUUAUAUUUCAUUUAUAUGAAGUGAAUGAAAAUAAACUUUUUCAACAUUGA
Molecule: messenger RNA, 1279 nt
Organism: Acanthochromis polyacanthus (spiny chromis)
Lineage: Eukaryota; Metazoa; Chordata; Actinopteri; Pomacentridae
Product: angiopoietin-related protein 3-like
Exons: 4
Coding region: 86-772 (228 amino acids)
Biological process (GO): regulation of lipid metabolic process; triglyceride homeostasis
Source: RefSeq, a predicted model, not a curated record